Penicillium olsonii is the source of this 2538-nucleotide messenger RNA. The record is from the annotation of a GenBank genome assembly. NCBI's taxonomy places the organism in Eukaryota, Fungi, Ascomycota, Eurotiomycetes, Eurotiales, Aspergillaceae.
AUGUCUACCCUAAGCGGGCCUUCAACAGUUGGUCGCAUGGGAAAAGCUGCACGGUUUGUCCCCAAUGAUGGCAUGGAUGUACGAAAUCUAUCUUUUGGACAGGAGUCGUCGGGUCUUCCAAGCUCGACGACCCAUUAUCACCUCUCGGAGACGGAAGCUUCUCACCAAGGAGGCAUGCAAACCUUGUCUAGCGAGGGUUCGGAGCAUUCAUCAAGCAAGGUGUGCACUUCCGUGAAUACUCAUUUACGUGGGUCUGCCAUCUCACAAUCCCAGAAGCAGAAGCUAGAUCAUAUCAAAGUUGAGCCUGCCUCAAAUCUCGAGAAAAUAUUGGCGAAACUUGCCCCCCAGUCAAUCUCUCUCCGGUCCGAAACCGAUCGGUCUACUGUCUCAUCGCAGAUCACGUCGGCCAAUCCAGUUCCGUCAUCAGAGCUCCCCCAAAGCACCCAGUCUUACUCCCAUGAGGACAAAGCGGGAGAGUUGCUGCGACUCAGACAAGAACUUCUUGCUGCAAACUCUAGGAUUGCCCUACAAGAGCAAGAGCUUGCCCAGACCCGUGUCAUCAAACACACCCUGGACCAAGCCCUAGGUACUCCGUUGGAAGGGGACAUCGGAAAUCGUGAAUUCACAGAACAGACCAUCAGCCACUUGCAAAAUGCCUUCAGUGCCUCAAGCUCCGCCUUCAGUCAUUUUCCAGACACCUGGGGUGGUCAUGAUGAUUCGCGAUCCGAUAGCUCAGAUCCAUUGCCCUUGGGGGUCUCCAGCAAGUCUCGAGGGCUCUGGGUACCCCACGAGCCACCUAUGGACCGAGAAUAUGGAGGUUCGCCAGCUGGAGCCAGCGGGUCUGCGGCCCUCGAUCCUCAUCGAUACUGGGGGCUUUCUAAUUCGAACCAGCCUUUGGCCGGACAACACUCCUUGCAGCCCCGCGUACUUUCGGGGACAUCAACUAGUCCAUGUGGUUUCUACCCGCGUUCUGUUGGUGAACAAAUGCAAUAUGCUCUCGGCUCAAUUCAUGGAGCUCGCCGUCCUAUCAGUCAGAGUCACCGAGCUGGCUCCCUUGUCUCGAUUCAGUCUGCGCCUUGGGGUGAACUGGGAUCAUCUAGCGAGCAAACCCUCAACCCGCCUGUAUCCCCAAUUAAAAGGACGCCCGGUGUCUUCCAGCAGACUGGUGCAUACCCAGUCCCACCUUACCUACCUCGGCCAAUUGGCAGUCCGCUUUCACCGACCGCCACCGAGUUCACGGGCCCAAACACAAACGAGGGCGCAUGGAAUUCCUCGAUCGGCUCCUCCCAGACUUAUGUUUCCACACUUGAGCCGAUGAACUAUCGGCGACUGCUUGACAAGAAUAUGUCAUGCGAUUGGAAGUACAUCGUGGACAAAAUUGUUUGCAACAAUGAUCAACAAGCCUCAAUUUUCCUGCAACAAAAGCUCAAGGUGGGAACAUCUGAGCAAAAGUACGACAUAAUCGAAGCAAUUGUGCAUCAAGCAUAUUCACUCAUGGUCAAUCGAUUCGGAAACUUCCUUGUGCAGCGUUGCUUUGAACAUGGAACGCCGGACCAAGUCAUUGCCAUAGCAAAUGCCAUCAGAGGCAACACGCUAAACCUGAGUAUGGAUCCGUUUGGUUGCCAUGUGAUCCAAAAGGCAUUCGACUGUGUUCCAGAGGAGCACAAGGCUAUCAUGGUUCACGAGCUUCUCCGCCGAAUUCCAGAGACAGUAGUUCACCGUUACGCAUGCCACGUUUGGCAGAAACUCUUUGAGCUUCGCUGGAGCGGGGACCCGCCCCAGAUCAUGACACAAGUGAACGAGGCGCUCCACGGGAUGUGGGAUGAGGUCGCUCUAGGGGAGACGGGAAGCUUGGUAGUUCAAAAUAUCUUUGAAAACUGCGUUGAAGAGGAAAAGCGACCGGCUAUUGAAGAGGUGAUCGCGAAAAUCGACGUGCUUGCUCACGGUCAAUUCGGAAAUUGGUGUAUUCAGCACAUCUGCGAGCACGGUGCACCCCAUGAUAAGAAUCGUGCUGUGGAGCAUGUAAUUCACCGGGCGGUUGACUACAGUAUAGAUCAGUUUGCCUCUAAAAUUGUGGAAAAGUGCCUCAAGAUUGGCGGUGCGAACUUCAUGGACCGAUAUCUUGAUCGUGUCUGUACUGGCCGCUCUGACCGACCCCGAAUGCCAUUGAUCGAUGUUGCGGGAGAUCAGUAUGGGAAUUACCUCAUCCAAUGGAUUCUGAUGAAUGCUGAGACGCACCAACGAGACCUCGUGGCCGGCCACAUUCGGUAUGUUUCACGUUGCUUCAAGGUGACCAUCGGAACUUACCUUCUCUCUAUCAGGAAACACAUGGUCUCUCUUCGCGGUUCCAAAUUUGGAUCGCGAGUGGCCAUGCUUUGCUGCAACCCUUCGCAUGCUACCCGCCCUGGUCCCGGUGCUGGGAUGCAAAUUGGACGAUUCAACAACUUCAACGACGAUAAAUUCUCUGCUGCAAGCUCGUCCGGCGGUCGAUUUAGCCGUGGAGGUGCAUGGACACCCGGCUAUGGACCGCCCCGUUGA